Messenger RNA from Amphibalanus amphitrite, 3077 nucleotides. Its product is annotated as EF-hand domain-containing family member C2-like. The record is from RefSeq and is a predicted model, not a curated record. Bases 240 to 2681 code for a protein of 813 amino acids. Gene Ontology annotation, biological process: regulation of neuron projection development. The transcript has 18 exons. Gene Ontology annotation, cellular component: microtubule. Lineage: Eukaryota; Metazoa; Arthropoda; Thecostraca; Balanomorpha; Balanidae.
AUAGCAACCGAUGACACUUAGCAACCGACGAGGCAUGGAACGAGACAAUAGUCUUCAUUCGAUAUUCGCUUUGAGAAAUUGUAGAAUCACUUUGCAGAGCAAAGGAAAGUUGUCGAAAUCGGUCACAUUAUAUUUUGCGUGUUGUUAAUGCCAAAUUUUGUGCACUACAUAUGUAGCCUUUGCCUCUUGUGAGUGGAUUGUUGCUGAUCACCCCGUUGUCGGCAAGUAAGGAGGGCAAGAUGUCUCUACCAUUUCUGCCAGGAUAUUCAGAAAUUGGAAAGAGGAUGCAUUCCCUGAAGCCGGGAUACCAUCUCCCUCAUCGAUUUGAUUUCAAGGAAGACCAACGAUUCUAUAUCGACCAGGAGAUCGGCAGCCGUGACCUGCCCCGACCCGGCUGGACCAAGCGGAUCCCGCGUCACAGUUUCUACCCUCGGACAGCCGGGCCCGGUCUGCCCGCCUGGGUUGCAUUCGAUAAACAGGUCCUGCGCUUUCGCGGCUACUACACGGACAGGGUGGAGAACUCUCAGCUGGAACGGGGUCGGAUCCGUGCCGUCAAGAUCCACUUCUAUCUAGAGGACGACACUAUAGAGGUGAUCGAAUCCAAGUGGAAAAACAGCCAGCUGCCCCAGGGCACGCUGCUGCACCGUCACCGAGUGCCCCUACCGGAGCCGGACGAUUGUGAGUUCUACACCAUCGAGCACCUGAACGUGGGCCGCGACCUGCCGCUCUACGGCACCAUUUACCACAUCACCUCGUGCGACACGUUCACACGUAACUUCCUGUCCAAGCUGGGCGUGCGCGUCAACCCCGACUCGUGCAUCCCCAGCGACCCGUACAUGGAGCAGAGAAACGACCACGAGCGCUCUAUGCGUCCGCUGAAGCCUUACAAGAAGGUGGACACUUUGGGCCAGUUUCUGCACUACGACGGUAAGGUGCUGCGUUUCUGGGGCUACUGGGACGACCGUCCGGUGCCGCACGGCGAGCUUAGAGACCUGGUGCUGCUCUACUAUCUGGCCGAUGACACGGUGGAAUUAAAGGAGAUCGUCGGACACAACGCCGGGCGAUACAAGGCGCCCAGCCUGGUGCGGCGCGGCAAACUACCCAAGCAACUGAAGGCCCUGCCGCGUCCCGGAGUCGAGUGUCCCCGUACAGUACUCAAUACGUUCGGAGAUAUCUACGGCAAGGGCAUGGGCCGCCACUUCAUCUUCGACAACCUUAACAACAACUACCAUCCGUCCGACUUCUACCACGACUCGGAUCUGUGCAUCGGAGCGCACGUGAACGUCUGGGGCAGGGAAGUGGUGCUGACGGACUGCGACCCCUUCACCAGGGAGUACUACAAACUCAAAUACAACAAAGAUUUGGACGAGGGCCGUCCGUACCGGCCGCCGAAGAAGCCGGACCCGCCGCGUCAGGUACCGCCCUACCUGGGCUUCGGCAGUGAGGAGGACACGCUCACAUCCGUCUUCAACCUCAUACCGCAGGCGCCCAAAAAGGACUUCAAUAAGUUCAUGGAGAACGACCGGAACGGUCUGGACGGAAACGUGCUACGCUUCUCUGCGCGUAUGGUAACGGACAGCCGGAUCGACGCCAGUCGCCAGUUCAUCCUGUCGUUCUUCCUCAGUGACGACACGCUGUCCAUCUACGAGGUGGCAAUUCCUAACAGCGGUAUCGCUGGCGGGCGGUUCCUGGAGCGAGGCCCCGUGAAGCGCGACCCUCAGAGUUACAACGACUGCGCUAUCCUGCCCGACUGCUACGUCUCCGAGGAUCUGUACGUGGGAGCUGAGCUCGUCAUCAACAAGCACAGGUUCCGGCUGGUGGCUGCAGACGAGUAUACGCUGCGCUACACGGAUAAACGGCCAGGACGGUACGAGAAGGCGAACCCGGCUCAGAUUAUUCAGAAGCUGCGUCAGCACAUUUCGCGGGACGGCCAGCGCCAGAUGCACAAGGACUUCAACGAGGGCUACCGGGUGCGGGAGCACGUGUGCAGCUACUCCGAGAUGGUCAACAUCCUGCGCAAAUACGCCGGUGCGGUGCUGAGUGAACACGAACUCAUCACCUUGGGACGUCAUUUCUGCGCUGAUCAUAACACGACCGAGUACGCGUCUCAGGAGGAGCUGGUCGGCUACCUGCAGCGGGUGAUGAAGGAACACAAACUGGGAGCGGAGUGUAUCUCCCGCAUCGAGGACGGUCUGAUGCACCACGACCCGUACCGUACCGGCGACGUACCCGGUUAUCAGAUCACCAACGUGCUACGCCAGGAGCAGGUGCCGCUGCCAUCGGACGUGGUACACGAGAUCAUACAGUGUUUGCCGCGGACACAGGCCGGCACGGUCAACUUCUGCGAGUUCCUGAAGCUGCUGGACUGGGAGAAGAACCCGGUGCCCAUGCCAGAAAAGAAACCCAGGCUGCGCCAGCCCUGGGAGAAGUGGGACUUCCCCAAACCGGUGCAAACCGUCAACUACACGUCGCUUCUGAACGAGUUCGCUCCGCGCGACUCGGCCCGUUCCGGACCAAUGCCGGAGGUGAGCUGCGUGCCCCUGACCGGGGCGCCGGUGGAGCUGUCCGCCCACCCCACACCGGACCAGAUCCAGCGCAUACCGCCCGAUCCUCUACCGAUGCAGUGGUGUGACGCAGCUCAGCCACCGCCGCCGGCUCCCACCGAACCGUGCCCCCAGUGAAACGGACGUUCACUCAGCUCCCGGCCGGCGCCGCCGGCUCCGACGGAACCGUGCCCGCAGUGAGAAGGGAGCAGCUAGAGCGAGCGAGUGUGUAGCAUAUAGGAAGGGUAUCAUGUGUGAAGGAUUCAUGUUUGAUACUUAGAUUUUGUGCUAAAGAAAUGGUGAUAAGAGUAGCCCGCACGCGUCGUUAAUUUACAUGGAAUCCUGGCUACAUGGAAUCCCGGCUUGCCAUGCCUCCACAAAUUGUCUGCGUUCUGUCCAUGUUAUAAUGCGCAAGUUGAUGUUUUGUAGUUUCAACACAUCGAGUGUGUUCUAGUCAGGAAAAUCUCACGACUCAACGAUGUAGUUGAUUAUAGCGAAACGAUCAAUAUAUGCGAACUGAAAACGAACAAAUAA